GAUUGCACGGACCGUUUUGUCGUUUUUCCUGCGGCACAAUGACGCAGAUCAAGCUGAAAUGGAACAAGGAGGAGUUCGAUGUGACCAUCGAGGAAGGCUCCACCGUGGAGGUCUUCAAAACGCAGGUCUGGACCCUGACGCAGGUGCCCAUAGAUCGACAGAAGUACCUGGGCUUUCCCGGAGGCAUGCUCAAGGACUCGGAUGACCUCAUGGCCAAGGUAGCGAAGAUGAAACCCGGGGCAAAGGUCACCUUGAUGGGCACGCCCGAGGGCAAGGAGCUGAAGAGCCCCGAGGAGAAGACCGUCUUCGAGGAGGAUUUGUCCCCCGAGGAGAAGGCGAAGAUCCUCAAGGAGAAGAAGGUGGAGAUACCGCCUGCUGGCAUCAAGAACUUGGGCAACACAUGCUACAUGAAUGCUACACUUCAGUGCUUGCACAACGUGCCGGACCUGAAAAAUGCUCUAGACACGUACCAGCCUCCUACUGCUGAGGCCCGCGACAUUGAUGCAGUGCUCACCUCCCAGCUGCGCACGGUGAACACGCAGCUCACGUCCACCACGGAGUCCAUCGUGCCCAUGCAAUUCGUGAUGGCCCUGCGCCAGCGCUUCCCCAGGUUUGCAGAGAUGCAGAACGGCGGGUACAUGCAGCAGGACGCAGACGAGUGCUUGAGAGGGCUGCUGACUACUUUGUCCACCACGCUGAAAGGAUCGAGCGAAGCUUCCAACAGGGUGGACGAGCUCUUUGGGUACACGCUGAAGUCCACCUUGAAGUGCCUGGAAUGCGACGAAGAGCCGCCGCAGGAGAGCGAGGAGCUGAGCCGAGUGAUGCUGUGCCACCUGGGCACGCAGACGGAGCCGGUGUCCCACAUCACCCAAGGGG
Effrenium voratum is the source of this 876-nucleotide messenger RNA. Lineage: Eukaryota; Dinophyceae; Suessiales; Symbiodiniaceae. The record is from the annotation of a GenBank genome assembly.